Messenger RNA from Nothobranchius furzeri (turquoise killifish), 2360 nucleotides. RefSeq names its product cytochrome c oxidase assembly factor heme A:farnesyltransferase COX10 (gene cox10). Gene Ontology annotation, molecular function: protoheme IX farnesyltransferase activity. Gene Ontology annotation, cellular component: mitochondrial membrane; mitochondrion. NCBI's taxonomy places the organism in Eukaryota, Metazoa, Chordata, Actinopteri, Cyprinodontiformes, Nothobranchiidae. The record is from RefSeq and is a predicted model, not a curated record. Gene Ontology annotation, biological process: heme A biosynthetic process.
AGUACUUACCCUUUACCGAACGAGGUCAAAAUGGCGGCGCACUGCAUGUGAAAGGGUCGUGCCGGGUUUCUGCUUUAUGAGUCAAGAACAUGUAUAAAACGCCAUGUAGCCGACUGACAGGUUUUAUUGGUGCACAUGUGAAACAGAAGUUACUUCAUAUAUCACCUCAGUGCAACCAUAGCGCCUGCAGUCUCGUUCAUGUGCGCAGAAGAGGUCCCUCCAGCUGGCUGACGUAUCAGCAUCUCAACUUUCUAAAACGAGAGUAUGUUGCAAAAAGCAACAGUGAGCUUCACCAACGUGCCGUCCCCAAACAGACGCAAGUCCAGAUCAUCGUUGAUGAAAGAGACGACAGCAUUGAGAGGCAGGUGGAGCGAAUACCAGCUAUGAAACAAGCUUCACCGCCAGACAAUAUCAUCCCUGUGGAAAAGCGUGAUGAGUCCAUCCUGAAGCCCGCUGCAGAAAAUGUGGCAGCGCAAGAAGGUUCUCUAUCCGUUAUGGAUACGACUCCUGUUGAAGCUCCUCAUAUUUACAUUGAGACGGAGGAGGCGAGACAGGCCCGCCUGGACAGACAGUGGAAGCAGGUCAAAGUUUAUGUGGCCGAUCUACCGGACAUCUAUGCUCGGCUCUCCAAAAUCAAACUUACAGCUUUGGUGGUCACAACAGCAGCAGCUGGCUUUGCAAUGGCUCCGGUGCCCUUUGAUCCCAUCAUGCUUUGUGUAUCAUCUCUGGGAACAGGCCUCGCGUCGUGUGCUGCCAAUUCAAUUAACCAGUACUUUGAGGUCCCCUUUGACUCCAACAUGAACCGUACAAAGAACCGUCCGCUCGUCAGAGGACAGAUCAGUCCUCUACAUGCAGUGUCAUUCGCCCUGGCCUGUGGCGUUCCUGGGGUUACACUGCUCACACUGGCGGUAAACCCCUUGACGGGCUUUCUUGGUGCUCUGAACAUCUUUCUGUACAGCUGUUGCUACACACCGCUGAAAAGACUCAGCAUCACCAACACCUGGCUGGGAGCAGUGGUCGGAGCAAUUCCCCCAGUGAUGGGCUGGACUGCUGCCACAGGCUGCCUGGGGCCAGGCGCAUUACUGCUGGGUGGCUUCCUGUACUGCUGGCAGUUCCCCCACUUCAACGCUCUUAGCUGGAACUUGAGGGAAGACUAUUCCCGUGGUGGCUACCGUAUGAUGUCCGUCACCCACCCUGCCAUGUGCAAGCGAGUGGCCCUACGCCACAGCUUGGGUCUGAUUGGGCUGUCGACAUUGGCGCCUCUGCUGGACGUCACCACCUGGAUUUUUCCCGUCAUCUCUUUACCCAUCAACCUGUACAUCAGCUACCUGGCAUUCCACUUCUACCACAAAGGGGACCGCAGCAGCGCUCGUAAGCUCUUCUUCUGCAGCCUGUGGCACCUGCCCAUGUUGCUGCUGCUGGCGCUCACCAGCAAGAAGAACAGCAAAAAGCCAGAGGACUCGAUGCCUUUAAACCCCUUACUGCCAGUUAACUAGCAUCAUGGCUAACUGAGACCUUUGUGUUACCCACAGCAGUCCUUCAGGAUCUGUGUGGCUGGACAAGUGGCUUAAUUACAGGAAACACCAACGUCCUUUAAACGUGUGUGUGCUGUAAAUAAUCUGUAUUUAUUUAUGAAGGUCUCAUCAGUUUCUCUCCACGUCAAACCUGACUGAUGUUAAAUCAUUCUGUACAGUUUCAUGUCCUCUUAGCAGCCUUACACACCAAAUAUCAGGCUCAUCAGGCACAUUUGGAGCUGGUGAGUCUAGUGUCAUGUUUUUUUUUUUUACUCUUUCAGACCCUUAUCGUUACAACCAACUUCACAUUUAGAUUCAGAUCCAUCAAUGAAACAAAAUAUUUAGAGCUGUGAAGCAUAGUUCAUGUGGUAGUAACUCCGUUACUUUUAAGUUCAGGAGGCAUAAUAAAAGCAUUCAUUUAUGAAAUAAUCCACAUGUAGAAAGUUUCUAGAGUCAACACAGACAAAUUAACAAACUUUCUUUUGUUUCUUUUCUGUGCUUGCUUGGAUGAAAUGUUUGAGUUCACAAAUGUGCUAAAAGUGCAAUUCCCCCCCCCCCCCCCCCCCCCAGGCAUAUGAGCCACAAGCCUCCAUGCCUGCAGGUUGCCACAUGCAUUGUUAAAAUGCAAAGUUGUUAAAUCACAGGAUUUGUUUGAUUCUAAAUAUGUGAACAUUGGACAAAUCUAAUGUCUGUACUUGAUACCUGUUACUUGACGGUUAAUGAGCCUCCUUGCUUUUAAAGAAAAGCACUUACGGGUCUGAAUUCACGAUGCUUUAAGGGAUCAGGUACACCCUGUGGGACAUGAGAGCAAAACAAAUCUCCAGAAUAAACAGAUUAAGAUCGUAA